Mollisia scopiformis is the source of this 2028-nucleotide messenger RNA. RefSeq lists its product as uncharacterized. Bases 1 to 2028 code for a protein of 675 amino acids. The record is from RefSeq and is a predicted model, not a curated record. The transcript is spliced from 6 exons. Lineage: Eukaryota; Fungi; Ascomycota; Leotiomycetes; Helotiales; Mollisiaceae.
AUGCAUAUGACUUCAGCAGCCGGCGGUCCGGCUCUGACUAUGCUGGCAGAAAGAUAUACGCAUCCAACAGGAAAGGAACACAAGGUCAUAUCAUAUACAGGAUUGUCUGGCAUGACACCACUCGUAUCGCCGUCAAGCCCCACGAUCAGAAGUCGAAAAAAGCAUGCACAACUUGAUGGCUACCAAAGACGUCGAUUUCAGGCAAUAUCAACGAAGGAGCUCGAGUCUAUGGGUGCUUUUGCCCCCCGUUUUUUCGAUUUUCUGUACGCUGUUAACAUUCCGAUUAACCCCCUCUUCCAUCGCGACAAAUGGGACUAUUCGUUGUCGAAUGCUGCUCCUUCUUAUCGCUUGCCGGGUGGCCUGGCAGGGUACUGGGAGGCUCAAAACGAUCUGGUUUGGCAGAUGAUCCAAGAGCCACUGAAGCUAGCUAGUUGCUUUCUGGAGAAUCUCAAUGUCAUCCCUUGGUCGAUUAUACUUCUCAAUGGGGAUUACACGUCCAUAGAAAACGGCAUUCCGGAUGUGUGGAAAGGUGGCAAACUCCAACGAGUCCGCAGACGCCCAGGACUUCUAGGUGUUCCACCGGGGUUCAGACCGAAAAGAGAGAAAAUGUUCAAGAAUAUAAUUUUCAGAAUCACGAGUGGGCACACAGAGCCACAUGCAGGAUGGCAGAGUGGGGAUUUCUUUCUUGGUCGAACUUGGUCAGCUGGAGAUAUGACUGUGAUUGAUUUGGCCUUGGAGGUGUUAGAGCCGUUCUUAAUUAGCGAUAUAUCUCCAGCGGAGCGCCAGCUUGACGUUUUUCGGGUUGCAGUUAUUCUCCUGCACGAAAUUUCCCACGCCAUGUGGUCACGAGCUUAUCAAGGGCUUGGUAGGCCAGCCCACUUCCCAGAACCAUAUUUCGAGGAGCAGUGUAUUGCGGAAUUGGGAUUCUCAUUUGAAGAGGCGGUUUUUGGUGGGCGGCCGACUUACCUCACCGCCCUUGGAACUGGGAAAUUUGUGGAUGGAAAUGGACUCUCAUGCGGAGCAGUUUAUUCUAGCGGAUGGUUCAACAGUCUUGCAGCGAAAUAUGUCCAACCUGAAAGACCCGAUUCUUUCCCUGCAAUUACACCGCUUCCGCCCGAUUGGAACGAAAUGAAGUCAUACCCUAUUCCGCUUGAGUAUUUCCAAUCGCUUUCCCAUUCUGACUUCUGGACAGUCCAUGCACGAGCAUAUCAGGACGCAAUCAAGAUGGGCCCGAAACUAUUAGGGACGCGGCUUCUCAUCACAAAUCAAACGCUCGAUAUCAUGACUGUGCAAGACUCGGAGGAUAGGACACAAAUUCCGAUUGAUGUUUCAGCGGCGCCAACUGUCCAGUCAGCGACAGAGUUCGAAAAUAUGAGGAGAGCGAGGGCACGAAAGAUCAUUGAAGCCGGAACGAACAUUCAAGCUAAAGCUAACGCAAGACUGCCUCAACUUCAAGCGACAAUGAAUAGCGACAUCAAUGCGAGGGGAAGGUCAAAUAGCGCGUCGAGUGGGAGUGGGAGGACCGAGGAUAGCAACGCUCCACCAUGCACGCGAUAUGAAGAAAUCAGAAGAUAUUUGUUCGCGAACAGCGGACAAGGAAGGUUAUGUCUUGACACCAUGUAUUUUGAUAUGCCAGAAAAUACUCUACUCAAUCACAUCAUGCUCCUAGGAGGCAUAAGACUGACGGUCCAGGAGUGGAGAGGCUUUCUACGGCUAGCAAGUGAUAGGAACGAGUUUCUUAACUGGGUUCCCACGGGACGUGGAAUUGUCCGAUGGACAGCCCUUCAGGAGAUCUACCCCAACCCUUCCUACGUCUCUCCCUUCUCACAAUUCCAACUAGCCCAAUUCCAAGCAAUGUCAACCCAUAACAACUGGCCAGCGUCUUAUUUUCACGACAUCGACCCUAACAUGUUUCUUGUGGAGGCGAAUAACUAUUUUCAAGAUAUUUUGUCGAACACCAUAUGGGAUGCGAAUGACCUGAGAGCAUAUAUCGAUCAUCAUGAUGCGACUAUGACUCUUUGGUGGUAG